Molecule: messenger RNA, 1480 nt
Organism: Ostrinia nubilalis (European corn borer)
Lineage: Eukaryota; Metazoa; Arthropoda; Insecta; Lepidoptera; Crambidae
Gene: nAChRa9
Product: acetylcholine receptor subunit alpha-L1-like
Exons: 1
Coding region: 19-1269 (416 amino acids)
Biological process (GO): regulation of membrane potential; monoatomic ion transmembrane transport; signal transduction
Cellular component (GO): plasma membrane; neuron projection; synapse
Molecular function (GO): excitatory extracellular ligand-gated monoatomic ion channel activity; transmembrane signaling receptor activity; transmitter-gated monoatomic ion channel activity involved in regulation of postsynaptic membrane potential
Source: RefSeq, a predicted model, not a curated record
UGUGUGAUCGCGGCCACGAUGGCUCACGCCACGCUUCUCGUAUUCAUUGUACUAAAUUAUUUGAAAUUCAUCUACGGAGAGUGUCCUCCAGAACGAGUAGCAGUGGAUCAUUUUGAAGCUAAACUUCACAAGGACCUUUUUUGUGCUUAUGACUACAGCUACCGACCAGUAAAAGACCACAGAAGUACUGUCAAUGUUAGUGUACGUUUCGCCGUAAAAUAUAUAAGUUUCGACGCAUCCGAAGAAACAUUCAAUGUGCAUAGCUGGGUGGCGUUGAAAUGGAAGGAUGAAUUUUUGACGUGGGAUCCUAGUGAAUACGGCAACAUAACAGAAAUUCAAGUGGAGAGUCACGAAAUCUGGACACCACGUAUGUCAUUGUACAAUGCUGACGCGGCGCUCUACCAAUCGGAUCAGAUCUUCACAACAUGUCUAUUGCACAACACGGGGAACGUUACGUGCAUACCGCAUGUUCCGCACUCUGGAAUUUGUCGCUCUACCCUAAAAUAUUGGCCGUACGAUAAACAGAAUUGCACAAUGUAUUUUGGAUCGUGGAUGCAUACUGGAGAACAGAUCAACUUUACAUUUUUCAACAAGAGUGCUGUUAUCUUGGACGAUUAUCAACCAGGUCCUGGGUGGUCGUUGCUACGCGUUAUCCACGAGAGAUUACCUGGUAACUUUGCAUGCUGUCCUACCGUUACAUAUCCGAUGCUGAAAUAUACAUUUAUGAUGAAAAGGGAGUCUGCGGGGCUUGCUGCGAUCAUUGUCGUUCCGUCGGUAGUCAUUAUAAUGAUGACAAUGGUUUCGUUAUUAUUAGAUGUGAAGGACAAUAACAGGUUGGGAUUGCAAUGUUUUUCUCUUUUUGGACAUUUCAUAUUUCUAACAGAAAUAGGUUAUUCCAUUCCUAAGCACGGUGCGGAUACUCCGAUUUUGAUAUUGUUCAUUCGCGAUUCGAUGGUCGUGACACUGAUUUGUAUUUUGCUGACACUACUUAUGAUGUCUUUAAGAAAACGCGUGGAACAGGUCCCGGUGUGGUUAAAGUCAUUGAGUAACCUUGUCAUCAGUGGACCGGGGAGAUACGUGGUUUUUACUGAAUUUGAUCCCAGCAACGCUGAAGAUCAGAAAAAUCUCUCAGAAAAUGAACCAAACGAAAGCCAAUCGCGUUCUGAUUGGAUAACCCUGGCUGAAAUACUUAACAACAUUGUUUUUAUUAUUUUUGUCAUAGUUUAUGUUGUGUUGCUCUCUGUUUAUAUUCCUACCGAUACAAAAUAAAUGUUGUGUUGCUCUCUGUUUAUAUUCCUACUGCUACAAAAUAAUGUAAAAUAGUUAUUAAUUUAGCUGUGUAGACGGCUGUUAACUUAUUUUCAGCUGCUGUAAUACGUUUCAUUUAUUAUAAUUCAUUAUUUCAUUAUAUAGGUAAGGUAAGAUACUAGUUUUUGUGUGUUUAAAAGGUACUUAUAUUAAAUGUUUUAUUUAAAUUCAU